Molecule: messenger RNA, 1364 nt
Organism: Musa acuminata subsp. malaccensis (wild Malaysian banana)
Lineage: Eukaryota; Viridiplantae; Streptophyta; Magnoliopsida; Zingiberales; Musaceae
Source: RefSeq, a predicted model, not a curated record
CGCGUAUAUGACUUUGACGUACACAUCAUGCGUUGUAUAUAGCCAGCCAACCCGGUUCUCACCGCUACCUGUUGUGUGUCGGUGCCGCGUCUCGUGCAGCCAAACUAGAUCCGAUGGCGACUCCCCCCUCCAAGGGCAUCACCGUUCCCGCCUCUCUCCUCAUCCUCACCGCCGCCGCCGCCUUCCUCCUCUUUCUCCUCCUCCCCUCCCUCUCCCCUUCUUCCUCCAAUGCUCCCUCCCUCUCUUGCCCCACCACCGCCGCCGCCGUCGCAGCGACCACAAGGCCUCCAGAUCCAAUCUCCCCCACGCCCGACGACAUCGCCUGGCUCAAAUCUCAACUCGCCCGCAACUCCAUCCAAGAACCCCCGUCCUCCCCCGCCGCCUGGCACUCUCUCCGCAAAGGCAUCAACCCCCGCACCCGCGCCCAGCAGCUCGAAGACCUACGCCGGUUCAAGGGCGUCUCUCACUACGAGGGCGACGAUGCCGGCAACCACACGGCCCUCCCAUGCCCUGGGGAGCUUCUGGUGGAGGAGCACCACAGUAAUUACGGCGAGCCGUGGGCCGGCGGCCGCGACGUCUUCGAGUUCCUCGCUGCCGCCGCCUGGCUCGCGCCCGCCGACCAUGUGCUCGAGAUCGGGUGCGGCACGCUCCGGGUCGGCCUCCACUUCAUCCGGUACCUCGACGCGGCCAGGUUCCACUGCCUCGAGCGAGACGAGCUCUCCCUCAUGGCCGCGCUCCGCUACGAGCUCCCUUCCCAGGGCCUCCUCCACAAGCGGCCUCUCAUUCUCCGAGGGGAGGACAUGGAGUUCGAUCGAUUCGGAUCCGAUGUUGUCUACGAUCUCAUAUAUGCAAGCGCGGUGUUCCUCCACAUGCCCGACGCGCUGGUCUGGGAGGGGCUGGAGAGGUUGUCGGGGAGGCUGAAGCCGGAGAAAGGUCGAAUCUUUGUGUCUCACAACAUCAAGUUCUGUUCACGACUGGGCGGCGACGUGUGCACCGAGAGGCUCUCGAAGUUGGGGUUGGAGUAUGUAAGGAAGCACACGCACGACAGCUUGCUGUUCAGCCAUUACGAGAUCUGGUUCGAGUUCAGAAAGAUGGCCUAGUGUGCGUCCAUGGUUGCUGGAUUUUGGGGCAUCGGUUGUACGCCAGGCAGAACAGGCAUUGAUAUGCAUCGAGAUCAAGGCACUGACUGAAACAUGAGGAAGGCGAUGGAGUGGCUCACAUCUUUCUCCUGGUCGCAAGUGCAAAACCACCUGGUGAGGCUGUUUGGAUCUUCAAGCCGCGGCAAGUAGGAAUAGUGUUGUAUUUUUUUUACUGGCUCGGAAGAAUUCUUUAGAAUGCAUAGUAUUAAUUGUUUCGCUGCUCCA